AUGUCCGAGCCAGGACCAGAAUCAAUCCCAACAAGCGCCGACCCGCGCAGCAAGCGACCAACAAAGCGACGCGCCGUAACGCCGCAUGCAGAGCACGCAAACCAAAUCGAAACGCUCUUCAAAGACCCAAGCAAAGACCUGCAACUACCCAAUUUCUCAACAUCGCGCACAUCAGGCUCGCUACCGCCGCCACCGGAGAUCGUCGCCAAUGUACAGGGUUCGUCGGCGGGUGCGGGAUCCGGCGAGUUCCACGUGUACAAGGCCAGUCGGCGGCGAGAGUAUGAGCGGCUGCGACUGAUGCAGUCGGAGGUUGAUAAGGAGAAGGAUAAUGAGACCUGGGAGAAGGAGCGGGAGGAAGCUAAGCGCAAGGAUGAUGAGAAGACGGAGAAGAAUCGGCGGAGAAGAGAAAAGAGGAAGAAUGUUAAAGGGAAGAAGGGUGGUGCACAGAAGGAUGCUGCUCCCACUGUGACCGGGUUAGCCGCUCCGGAUAUGGAUACCAGUGCUGAUGGGGUGAAGGGCGCAGAGGGUGCUGUGUCGCAGGAAGUCCCCGGUGUUAUUAUUCAUGAUGAUGACUAG
Messenger RNA from Penicillium canescens, 576 nucleotides. RefSeq lists its product as uncharacterized. Gene Ontology annotation, biological process: negative regulation of protein kinase activity. The record is from RefSeq and is a predicted model, not a curated record. The transcript has a single exon. Gene Ontology annotation, molecular function: protein kinase binding; protein kinase inhibitor activity; double-stranded RNA binding. The coding region runs from base 1 to 576 and encodes 191 amino acids. NCBI's taxonomy places the organism in Eukaryota, Fungi, Ascomycota, Eurotiomycetes, Eurotiales, Aspergillaceae. Gene Ontology annotation, cellular component: nucleolus.